Molecule: messenger RNA, 1743 nt
Organism: Daldinia loculata
Lineage: Eukaryota; Fungi; Ascomycota; Sordariomycetes; Xylariales; Hypoxylaceae
Exons: 2
Coding region: 411-1268 (285 amino acids)
Molecular function (GO): protein binding
Source: RefSeq, a predicted model, not a curated record
ACAGGUUAAGUGAAGUCAGGUAGGGAGCAGGGCAUAGGUCGGGUCACUCAUGCUCCCUUUCUUCCAUUGAUAGAUCAAGUUAGGUACAUAGGUACAUUCAAUUGGUACAUGUACGCGACGGGAGUGAGUACCCAAAUGUACCGUUCAUCCGAAGAUUCCCCUUGCCGAUAUCCGAUAAGAGAAUUCCAGAAGGCUCGUACCUAAUAGUAAUCCAAGGAGCUUCGACGAUGCCGACGCAUCAACUCGCUAAUCACCCAUUUUGUACUUGGCCUCGUCUCAGAAUCGACUCAAUUACGGUAACCCCCCUUGCAAAGCCGCAAUUGUCGUGACUCCUUAGUCAGAAUAAAGGGAAUAAUUAAAGAAGAAGAAGAAGAAGAAGAAAAUAUAUCUAUAUAUCAAGGCCGCAAAACAUGUCAGCUUCGCCUACGUCACUUGGCUCUUCCGAAGUGGCUGCUGAUCAGCCCAAGGAUACCGACGCGUCGCAUGAACCCCUGUCCGACGCUCAACCGAAGUCUCAAGACGCAAAUCAUGGCGAUCCUGUACCAUCCGAAUCUCCUGAGCGAAGAAGCAGCGCUGCACCCGAAUCAUCUAUAGCAUCGCCUCAAUCGCGAGAAUCUGGCGAGGCUUCACCUGUCGCUGAGGAAAGCGCUCCUCCCUUGCCGAACGAACCGCCUCCCGCGACCGAAGACGAUGGCUGGGACUUCCAUUGGGAUGCAACAAGUCAGGCCUAUUUCUUUUACAAUCGAUUCACCCAUGAAACCACUUGGGAAAACCCUCGGCUGUCCAAUAAAGCCUCGGUCGCGGAGUCGACGCCGCAGGCGCAGGAAACCGCGUCCAGCGCUGCCGCUGCCGCUGUCGCUGCUGAGCCGCCGAAAAACGAACGGCCACCAGCUGGAGGCUAUAAUCCAGCGAUCCACGGCGACUACGAUCCGAACGCCUGGUACGCCAAGCAAGGCGCGGAGAAUCCAUCAGAGCAGGAUCCAUCAGUAGACGCGUCGGCCGCCUACGCGGCUAUGGGAACAUUCAACCGCUUCACCGGGCGCUGGCAAGGCGGCGACCAGAACCCCGAUAACCACAACGACGAAGCCAAGUCUCGGCGACAGAUGAACGCGUUCUUUGACGUCGACGCGGCUGCGAACUCGCAUGACGGUCGGAGUCUAAAAGCGGAGCGGUCCGGCAAGAAGCCGACUAAGGCUGAGCUCAAGCAGUUCAAAGAAAAGCGCCGAGCGAGGAAGGAAGAGAAGCGACGGGCGUGGCUGAGAGACUAGGCAGAGCCACGUGGGUUGCUACGCUACCUGGGGAACUGGGUAUACUAGAGAGGAGGGAGGGGCGGAUACCUGCAUGGUGCAUCAAGGUCCGAGGUCACAUACACGGCGUUGGUGCAUACGGUUUACGUAUAGGGGUCGCGUGGAAGCAGAUGGCCCUGUCAGGGGCCAUCUUGCGUUGCAUAUUCGGGACGAGGAUGUCUGCAUUGCAUUGUCUGGAGAGAAGAGGUAUCGUCACUUAGUUCGUUCUGGAUUGCAAGCGGCCCUGACACGCUUGGACAAUGAACCUACUAGGUUAGGUAGUUACCUACCUCUUCUCGCAUUUUCUUAGCUUUCGGAUUAUAUACCCCCAAAUGAUAAAUCACUUCGAGACGUACUAUAUACGCUCUAACCUCGCCGCUUAGAUUGCACGAACUAAGGUUCCUACCGGUGCUCUUACAUAUGUCUCUGCUAAUAUAAAUACGCCGAGUAUACCGCC